GUAAGAAGGUGAUGAGGCUUAUGAUAACCCUCAUCAUCGUCACGUCCCUUUCUCUUCACGCUUCUCGAUAACUCAAUACCCAGAAUUCCGAGCACCCUCCCUUCUUCACUAUUAUCAAUUAUUCAUCCCCUCUCUCUCUCUCUCUCUCUCUCUCUGCCACGCACUGCCCUCUUCAUUUCCUUUCCUCUCUUCAAACCCCAGUCAACUUCCUUUCUUCCACAAUUCGAAUUUCACUCUAACUGUUUCAGCUCCCUCCGUACACAUAAAAAAAGCUUUUAUAUUUACUGCCCACGGCUGCUCCUCUUGAGCUCAUUCCCACCUUUAAUCGAAAACCCUUAUUUUCACUCUUCUUCAGUUGGAAAGCUGGUUUUCUCAUUCCAAAAAGGCAUGAUCAGAUAAUCCUAUUCAUCAUGUGGAUGAUGGGAUACAGCGACGGCGGCGGAGAUUUCAACACCAUCCAAGACCGCAAACUCCGCCCCCUCAUCCCCCGCCCCGCCUCUUGCCUCUCCCGCAUCCAUGGCGCCGACAUUUUCGCCCUCAAUCACCAUCUCGCAAUGGCGGAGCAAGGGAAGCGAGAUCUGACGACGCAGCAAGUGGUGGUGAGCUCGAGGUGGAACCCGACGCCGGAGCAGCUGCAGACGCUGGAGGAGCUGUACCGGCGGGGGACGCGGACGCCGUCGGCCGAGCAAAUCCAGCACAUCACGACGGAGCUCCGGCGGUACGGGAAGAUCGAGGGGAAGAACGUGUUCUACUGGUUCCAGAACCACAAGGCGAGGGAGAGGCAGAAGCGGCGGCGCCAGCUGGAGUCGUAUCCCGACGUCGAGCAGGCGCAGAGCAAUCAGCAAGAAAACGGAGAGAAGAGAGAAGAAGCGGCAGCGAAUACGACACUAUUUGAAGUUGAACACACCAAGGACUGGCCAUCUCCUACUCACUCUACUACACCUGCUGCUGCUGCUGCUGCUCAGAAAAGUGGAGAGGCAGAGGCAGAAUGUAAAGCAGAUGAUGGAUGGGUACAGUUCGAAGAGGAGGCAGAGCUGCAACGGAGAAGGAAUGCCACGUUGCAGAUGAUGAAUUUGUCUUGUUCUUCUUCAUCAUCCUCUUCCGCCCCCACUUCCACUAUUCCUUCUACACUUGCUACUAUGCAAUUCAACCCUCAAGAUUUCUUCAACAUUUUCUUCCAACCCUACGACCACUCCUCCUCCCCCGCCGCCGACGCACAGACCCUCCAGCUCUUCCCCCUUCAGAGCGACACCGACUGCCACCGCCGCCAGGAUAUUCCGGAUGCUGUUUCCCUCAAUAAUAUUGCUGCCCCUUUCCAGUUUUUCGAAUUCCUUCCUUUAAAGAAUUGAAAAUUAGGGUUUUCUCCAAAUUGAACUUAAUUUGCUUCUCAAUUUAAUGUAUUAUGAUAUGAUGAUAUGCAAUGGAAUUUGUGCUUCUUUCUUGGUUUUA
This is a messenger RNA of Salvia hispanica, 1449 nucleotides long. RefSeq names its product WUSCHEL related homeobox 1 (gene WOX1). Gene Ontology annotation, molecular function: DNA binding; DNA-binding transcription factor activity. The record is from RefSeq and is a predicted model, not a curated record. Lineage: Eukaryota; Viridiplantae; Streptophyta; Magnoliopsida; Lamiales; Lamiaceae. Gene Ontology annotation, biological process: plant organ development.